AGUAACCUUAGUAUACGCCUCAAAAAUUGGAGAGUGCACGUAAGGGGAAUAUAUAGACCGCAGAUCAGCUGUAACCUGCAACAGCGCUAUAGCCAAAAUAGCAGCAGUGGAGAACAACUCAACUCACAUCAUCAGCUCACGCAAUGUUAUAGCCGUAAUAGUUAUUGAAUCUAUUACUAUUAUACAAUUGCUGCAUUGACUAUAUUGGUGAGAGGAGAGAGGGAAUCAACAAAAAUAACAUCUGAUGAAGUUAUACCUAUAUGUAUGGCAAAGUUGCUGGUUUUACUUUUCACAAGUUUCGUUGUGUACUCGGUGAAAUCGUUAUACCUACACGCCACAUUGCUAUAACGGAACCCGGACGGAAUCUAUAUUAUAGGAGAAUUCUAUAGCCCUGAGGAAAGGGCUGAUAGACUUGUGAGCUUGAGCACAUCGCUGUUUAAAUAAUAGCGUGAUAUAUAAAAUUAGUGAAAAUGUCAUUCUGCAUCCUGCACCGCCGAAUAUUGGCAAGUAUCAUCUUAAUUGUUUUCCUAUUUGGAGCCGGAUGGCAGAUGAUGUACAGUCCAGUCAGAGAAAAUCAACUGAUGACAUCAACGCCAAUUGGGUCAGCAGAUGCUAAGGAGUUUAACUCGUCGACUAUUGGCGACAGCAAGAAUAAGGAACAUAGCAUCAAUGUUACGCCGGAGAAAUCAUCGCCAUCAGAAACAACAAUUGUAUUAGGCCUAUUCACUGACAGAAGCACUUCAGCACCAACAACCGUUUCAAAAGCGACCGUCAGCAGCGAACGUUACGAGCUGAUGGAGGCAUAUGCAAACGAUCCACCGUUAAAGGUUGCUGAGCCAGCAGCACGUUUCAAGCGGAUACUCUUGUGGAACGAGGCUUUUUAUGGCAGCAAGAAUUUCGAGAUUGGAAACGGUCGUGAUGGCUUCCGUGAAUUCGAAUGCCCAGUGUGGCAGUGCGAAACGUCAGACAACCGAACCGACGCCCACCAAUACGACGCCGUCGUCUUUCAUCUUCGCGGAUGGAAACCCGACAAUGUGCCACAACGUCGCUCACCUCAUCAGCGCUACGUGUUUUGGAGUUGGGAGGCGCCAGUUUGGCGCAUCUACGGCGACGACACGAGUGCUAUGGCCAAUUUCUUCAACUGGACCAUGACGCACCGGUGGGACUCGGACAUGAUCCACCCUUACGGCUACAUCACACCAACGGGAAACGUCCCCCUUCAUCCCACUCCAAAUCAGAUGAAGAAACUUUUGUUAUCGUCUAAUGAAACCACCAAAGUCAAUUACGCCCAGGGAAAGACCAAAAUGGCCGCCUGGUUCGUGUCGCAUUGCAACUCGCAGAUGAGCCGCAGAAUUGAAAUGGUCAAUAUACUUCAAAAUUACAUCCGAGUCGACGUGUACGGCGCGUGUGGAAAUCUGACGUGCCCAAAGAAACAAGAUAAAUCUUUCGUGUCGAGCGACGAAUGCCGGGACAUGGUGGCCAAAAAUUACAAAUUCUAUUUCGCCCUGGAGAAUUCCCUCUGCCGCCAUUACGUCACCGAAAAAUUUUUCGACAACUUGCGCCGCCCGAUCCUGCCCGUCGUUUACGGCCUCCACGACGAUCACGAAAAACUGGCACCGCCGCAUUCCUUCAUCAACGCCGCCAAAUUCAAAUCAAUGAAAGCCCUGGCCGAUUAUCUGAUCCUCCUGGACAAGAACGACACGCUGUACAACGAGUAUUUUUGGUGGAAGCCUCACUUCCGGGUGCGGGACAGCCAGCGGGACAAGAACCAGGGCAUGUGCCACCUGUGCGCCGCCCUGCACGACCCGACUCGCCCGCGCCAAAUCUACGCCGACAUGACCGACUGGUGGGAAAAACAAGCCAAGUGUCAGAUACCCGAAAUUUCAUAAUUAAGUUUGUAUCGUCGGCCGGCACUCCCAAUCGAUGCAAUCGAUGUUCUCCGGUCGUCAUUAAUAUUAUAGUAUAUAUAUAUUACUAUAUGUAUUAGCCUACACUUGAUAUUAUAGCCUACCAUGAGCAUACUUAUCUGCGACUUUCUAUGCUGAUGUGACGUAUCUGUGUAUGUGUGCGUAUGCACGGCUACAUGGAUGUGUGUGUAAUACAGACUCAUGUAGCCGCAUGUAGCCGAGCUAUAAGAGUAAAACACCAUGUAGGCCUAUAUACUAUAAUAUAGGCCUAUAUAAGCGAACCAGCAUAUAGGACUGCAUAGGCUAUACGCAGUUUUCUUUUUCUAUCAAGGUAUAUAGUCCUAUAUACUGUAGUAGCCUACCUAGACUACUUUUUGACGGUUCGCGUCACUUAAUAUUUUGAGAAAAGAGGAUGGCAGCCAUGGCCUGUGGUUAUUAAGGGAAUAAAGGUUAUAUGAUCAACCACCGUCGAUCAAUUAUAUAUUGUUAGACCUAUUUUGUUGAAUAUAUGACGUAUCAUUAUA
This is a messenger RNA of Daphnia pulex (common water flea), 2431 nucleotides long. RefSeq names its product alpha-(1,3)-fucosyltransferase C-like. NCBI's taxonomy places the organism in Eukaryota, Metazoa, Arthropoda, Branchiopoda, Diplostraca, Daphniidae. The transcript is spliced from 3 exons. Gene Ontology annotation, cellular component: membrane. Gene Ontology annotation, molecular function: alpha-(1->3)-fucosyltransferase activity. The record is from RefSeq and is a predicted model, not a curated record. Bases 471 to 1889 code for a protein of 472 amino acids.